AUGAACGGGAAAGGAAUGCAAAAGUGCCGAGAAUGGGCGCAGCAUCUUGCCGGGCAGCCAGAACUUCAAUCCAUCGUUCAAAUUCCCAAAUCUCGCGUUUGUGUAGUCGCGUUUGCUUGUCUCACUGUUUGGCUAGUUGUUGUUGCUGCUAGGGUCGUCAAGAACUUGAUGCAGAGGAAUGGAGCGAGUCCAGACUUAGAAACACCCACUAGAAAGCGCCUGAAGGCGCGGGAAAGAAAGCCUGGAGUUUGGAUACCUGUGGAAUUCAGAAGACCAUACGCGCGCCCAGCGCGGGAUUGGGAUGUCCACACAACCAAGCCGAAUCCAUACCGCCCAUUCAGAUAUGGUGCUUAUCACAUCACUAUGGGGCUUCGGAAUAUGCCUUGGGAUGAGUGGAUAGAGCUGGACAAUCAGUACAUGAAGUUUCAUGGGGAUAAAGCCAAACGGAUUAUUGACCGUGGCUCUCGAUGUUGCUACACGGAGCCCGCAGCAUUUGAUGGCGCCGUUGAGCUCCUUGAAGAAUUCUGCGCGUAUCUUCCGGAAAGAUACCCCUCUCUAUUCGAACGGACUCCAGUCGGGAUGAACAAUCUGCUCACUGGUGAGAUAUUCAACAUUAACGAACGGCCUUUAGUGGAAGACCCGAUGCAGAUGGCCGCGCGUAUGGUCCAAGAUGACCUUGCUAUCAUGUUCGAGAAAGAGGACGGCCAGUACUACCUCCUCGCUGGCGCCAUCUUACUCGCUGGGUUCUGGAGGCUAGAAGAUAAACUCGGUAUGCCACUGAGCGAGAUUCAUACCUCGGGAAACGUACCAGGAUUCAAGGCAAAGUUGGAGAAAGGAAUGACGAAUUUCUUUAGGAGGGUCGAGCCAAACGGGCCAGUGCAGCGCAAUAACUACUUCCUGCAAGUAGACGACUCACUUCCGUGGUCUUCGUCCAUUGGCGACGAAGACAGCUGGCCCGGGAAAGCAGGUUGGUUCACUGCCGAGAAAAACAAGGCCAUCGAACACCAUUAUUUCCGUUCCGAGCGCCAGACAUUGCGUCGUUUGCCGCGAAGCGGUGGUGUAGUCUUCACAAUCCGCACAUAUUUCGAACCAAUUACGGAGGUUUCCGAAGAGCCUUAUGUCCCUGGUAGGUUGGCAAGCGCAAUUAGGAGCUGGGGCGAUGAUGUGAGUAAGUAUAAAGGAAAGGAGCGCUACGAGGAGGUACUUUUAGAGUAUCUGGAUCGAAAGCACCAAGCGCAAGUAGAGGCGGGGCUGGAUUUGGAGAAGGAGGACGAGGUCAGGGCGUAUCCAUUUUAG
Molecule: messenger RNA, 1296 nt
Organism: Venustampulla echinocandica
Lineage: Eukaryota; Fungi; Ascomycota; Leotiomycetes; Helotiales; Pleuroascaceae
Exons: 4
Coding region: 1-1296 (431 amino acids)
Source: RefSeq, a predicted model, not a curated record